This is a messenger RNA of Abrus precatorius (Indian licorice), 3337 nucleotides long. Its product is annotated as probable LRR receptor-like serine/threonine-protein kinase At4g29180. The transcript has 13 exons. Gene Ontology annotation, biological process: protein phosphorylation. Lineage: Eukaryota; Viridiplantae; Streptophyta; Magnoliopsida; Fabales; Fabaceae. The record is from RefSeq and is a predicted model, not a curated record. The coding region runs from base 318 to 2879 and encodes 853 amino acids. Gene Ontology annotation, molecular function: protein binding; ATP binding; protein kinase activity.
AAUUACUUUUGAAACCCACGCAUCAAUUUUUUUUUUCUCUAAAUUUUUGUAGUACAGAAGAUUAUCACACUCGCCCUCAGGACACGCAAAUGAAGUUUGCAACACGCACAGUAGUCAAGAAACGAAUCUCUUGACCCAGUCGAUGAUAUGACAAUAAGAACUAGCUGUUCAAAAGCACACUGUUAUAUACAUAUAUAUAAGCCUAACAACAUAUCUCACAAAGUGUGAUAGCUGAUACUUUGCUUUGAAUAAAGUUUUUGGUGAGUUCAUGUUCGUCAUUCUUCUCGUUGCAUAAGCUCGUCUGCAUUGCAUAAAGCAUGGAAAUAGGACCACAAUGGAUUGUCUCCUCAAAGUUGAACACAUGGCUAUGGUUUGUCUUGGUUCCAAUUUUCAUUACUCACGCCAGCUCAAGACUAGACAAACCUGUUGGAAGAGAAAUUACCAACGAUAACCAUCCAGAUUUCAUAAGCAUAGAUUGUGGAUCACUCAUAGAUUACUUGGAUCCGGAAACUGGAAUUCGGUAUCAGACAGACGAAGAUUUUGUGGAAACAGGAUCGAAUCAUAAGGUUUCAUCAAGUGUGGACCUGAGCUAUCCCUACUUUGGGAAACAAUUGAAUACACUGAGAAGCUUUCCAGAGGGAGACAGAAACUGCUACACCCUAAAACCUAAACAGGGCAAAAAUAAUAACUAUUUAAUCAGAGCUUUCUUUUCAUACGGAAAUUAUGACUCCAAAAAUGAAACCUCAUCUUUCGACUUGUACAUUGGGGUCAAUUACUGGUACACAAUAAAUAUAGAUCUGGACAACGGUUACACCUUUGUUGAGGUUAUUCACACUCCCUCAUGUGACACUAUACAAUUGUGUCUUGUAAAGACUGGACCAACAAUACCUUACAUUUCUUCAUUGGAAUUACGCCCUUUGAACAAUUCCAUUUAUCAGACAAUGUCAAGUACUACUUCACAACCGCUACUGCAUAAGCAGUUAAGGAUCGAUGUUGGCUUCCGUGGAUUCCCUACCCACUCCAGGUACAAAGACGACGUCUAUGAUCGGUUGUGGCGAUAUGACAAAUAUGAAGUUACAAACAGUUGGCUUCCUUUGGACGAAUCAAUUGAUAUGGAUCCUUCAACCAGUGCAUAUAAAUUGCCAGCCCAAGUAUUAAGGACUGCAUCCCAAUCACUAAAUGUCUCGUACCCCUUGAAAUUUGACUAUGACUCUCUGUUUAACGACCUGGAUACAAAUUAUGAGUAUCGUGUCUACUUUCACUUUGCUGAAAUUGAGGCACUUCCACCGGGUCAAAAUAGAAUUAUCAAUAUCACCCUUAAUUCUAAACCCGUCCUCUCACACCCUUUGGUUCUUCAAUACAUGAAGCCAGUCACCAUUAGUCCUCAAGAUGCAGUCCGAGGUAGAAUUUCAUUUAGCAUUAGUGCAACGUCAGAAUCUGCUGCUCCUCCCAUCCUUAACGCCUUUGAGGCCUACAAGUUGAUACCCGGUCUUUAUUCCCCAACAGACGCUCGAGAUGCUGGUGCUAUUAUGGACAUUAAAAGCGCCUACCAUAUCACUUGGCUGAAUUGGCAAGGGGACCAGUGUCUUCCAAAGCAAUUUGCAUGGGAGGGUCUCACUUGCAACUCUGACACCAAUCCCAGGAUCACAGCUUUGAACUUGAGCUCAAGCAAAUUGACAGGGGAGAUAAAUAUUUCAUUCUCAUAUCUUACAGUACUAGAAAUCCUGGAUUUGUCAAAUAACUAUUUAGAAGGACCUGUGCCAGAAUUUCUGGCAGAAUUAACCAAGUUAAAAUUACUUAAUCUCACAGGGAACAAGCUUUCAGGCCCAAUUCCUAAGGCUCUCAAGAAAAAGGCCGAUACAACUCUGCAAUUGAGUGUGACUGAUAAUCCUUAUAUUUGUAUGUCUCAUUCAUGCGAAAGGAAGAACUUCGUUGCACCACUUGUUGCUUCAGUUUCAGCUUUAAUUGUAAUCAUUUUGAUUGCUCUUGGAUUUUGGAUAAUCAAAAGAAGACCGAAAGUUAUGCGUUCUGAUUCUCAAAAGGGUAGAUCAUUGAAAUACAAACAUCGAGCAUUCAGUUAUAGUGAGAUUCUCAAUAUUACUGAAAACUUCAAAACUAUUAUUGGAGAAGGAGGAUUUGGAAAAGUUUACUUUGGCACUCUGCAAGAUAACACUGAAGUCGCUGUUAAGUUGCUUUCACCAUCAUCAAUGCAAGGUUAUAAGGAAUUCCGUUCUGAGGCACAACUUCUUAUGAUUGUUCAUCAUAGAAAUUUGGUCUCUCUAAUUGGGUAUUGCGAUGAAGGUGAUAUUAAAGCAUUGAUUUAUGAAUACAUGGCCAAUGGAAAUGUCCAACAGCACUUAUCAGUGGACAAUCCAAAUGUCUUGAAGUGGAAUGAGAGACUUAUUGUCGCAGUGGAUGCAGCACAAGGACUAGAUUAUCUGCAUAAUGGCUGUAAACCUCCUCUUAUCCACAGAGAUUUGAAGACUUCCAACAUAUUACUAGAUCAGAACAUGCAUGCCAAGAUUUCUGAUUUUGGUCUAUGCAGAGCUUUUGGUAACGAUAUUGAUUCUCAUAUAUCAACUCGUCCUGCUGGCACAGCAGGUUAUGUUGAUCCAGAAUUUCAGAGAACUGGAAACUCAACUAAGAAAAGUGAUAUCUACAGCUUUGGGAUAAUUUUAUUUGAGCUAAUCACUGGGCAACAAGCAGUAUUAAGAGCACCUGGAAGAAAGAUUCACAUCCUUGAGUGGGUUAUACCAAUUGUUGAAAGAGGAGAUAUUCAAAAUGUUAUUGAUCCAAGGUUACAGGAAAAAUUCAAUGUCAAUUCUGCAUGGAAAGCUAUAGAGAUUGCCUUAUCUUGCAUUUCACCAGUUGCAGCUUAAAGGCCAGACAUAAGUGAAACAUUGGCAGAGCUAAAGGAAUGUCUACCUUUGGAGAUGGUUCAGAGACAAGCUGAAAGCGAAAUAAGUAUAGUUGAUUCAAGUAUUUCUCCCUCAGCUAGGUAGCUACCAUGCAAUGAUCUCUUGUGUGCUAUUUUAUGUCACUGUUAUUGCCUUAGUACAAUUUCUCAUUUAUGUCACAAUAUACAUGGAAGAAUGUGCAUGAAAAAGCAACAAAUGAUUAGUAGUUUACUCUUAAACCAAGGAUUUGACAGAAUAUUAGUACUCAAAUUGUGUGCCUUCUGUGUCAAGAUAACUUUGUUAUCCAAUUUAUAAAAAAAAUCAGUGUAGAUAAUUUUUAUAAUAAGGAUGCAUAAAACAAGCAGUGUUCAUGAAAUUUGAGCCAUAUUGGCUUUUUCAUUUGUAUCCUUUGCAUUGAUAUUUUAUGAGUUUGGAUUUUG